CAGCCUCGCUGGUAAGCGGAUUCACGGACUGUUCCGACGUCACAAUCACGGCUCGCUAGCCAUCUUUCCUUUUUCCAACUUCGCCCUCCAGUUUUCAGGUCUUCGGGUUCUGGACUCUCGAGUGACCCCCGAGGUCCUUUCCCCCUUGUUUCUUGGCUUAUAUUGAUUGAUUGAUUCCCCUUCUCCUCUCCCCAUUCCCCUCGAGCAUACCACGGAACGUUGCUAUUCUAUUGCUUUGCCGUCGUUAUUGCUUUUACCAUUUUUACCCCACCAAGCACCUCUGUGGGGCCCUUCUCUUGCAUUCCACUAUCCUGUUCUUCACAUCCAAUUCACAGCAGGUGGGGUAACUAAGUUGGCGCAUGAAAUGAAGUUUACGGGGUUGCUCUGUUCUUCUGCCUUAGCAUUUUGGGAGAAUACCUUGGCUCUACACCUGCAUCCGCCAUCCGAGAACGCAGGGAAAACCCUUUCGUUUGGAUUCCAGAAAGUAAAGAGGAAUGUCGAUAAUAUUCCCCGGUUACGGAAGAGGGACUCUCCAAACACCGUCGGCCAACGUUUGGACAAUCUGGAUUACCUUUACUAUGCUAACAUCAGUGUUGGAACGCCGCCGCAAAAAUUACGGUUACAUCUCGACACGGGGUCCUCGGAUGUAUGGGUUGAAACGAUGAACUCCUAUAUUUGCCAGCGACCUCAGAGGCCAUGCCGGCGCACUGGGACGUUCAAUCCGGAUGGCUCGUCUACCUACGAGAAGGUUAGCGACGAUUUCGACAUUUCUUAUGUUGACGGAGAAUAUGCACGGGGUGAAUAUGGAAAGGAUGUGUUCACCCUCUCGGGUGGCGUGAAGGUGGCUGGUUUGCAAUUCGGCGUAGGCCUCGAGUCAACAUCGACGGAUGGGAUUAUGGGGAUCGGUUUCAGCCUGAAUGAGGUGCAGGUUCAGAGAUUGGGGAAGGAUCCAUAUAGAAAUUUGGUGGAUCUUAUGGUUGAUCAGAAGCUCAUCAGGUCUCGGGCUUAUAGUAUGUGGUUGAAUGACCUCGACGCUACCACUGGUGAAGUAUUAUUUGGGGGAGUGGACACAGCCAAGUUCACAGGCUCUCUUACCACGCUGCCCAUGGACAAACGUGUGGGAGAGGCUAAGGCCCGUGAAUUUGCUAUUACCCUGACUUCCGUCUCAAUUGCCAACUCUAGUGGAGGUUCCUUGACUCUGACGGCGAACGGUUACGCCAGCCCGGUAGUUCUGGAUUCUGGAUCUACUUAUACUUACUUAGACCCUAAUCUGGCUAAAGAGCUCGGCGAUCAGGUUGGCGCUCAGCCAUUAGAUCAGUAUGGUGUAGCUGUUGUCCCUUGCGAGGUCAGAGGUUAUAAUGGAAGCGUCACCUAUGGAUUUUCUGGGGCAACUAUCACAGUUCCCCUGAGGGAGUUGGUUGUCGAUGCUCGGGACAGGUCAGGAAAGCCCGUAAGAUUCAGUGACGGGACACCUCUUUGCUAUUGGGGUAUAUUGAGUUCUGGGGAUCUGGGAACAAACGUUAUGGGUGACACAUUUCUCCGUUCCGCUUAUGUCGUUUUUGACCUCGACAACGAGGAAAUAAGCCUUGCCAACACCCUCUAUAACGUUACGGAUAGCAGAAUCCGUGAGAUUGGCACCGGGAGGUCGGCUGUUCCUGACGCGACUGGGGCUCCCAGUGCAGUCACGGUGCUAGCGAGUGGCACUGGCAUUAAUCGUGGUAAUGCGCGGCCCUAUAUUUCCGAGACUAUGACUAGAAAUUCUCCGCCCGACCCGACGGGCACCGCCAACCCUGCACCCUCACUUAAUCCAUCCUUUGCAUCGACACUGUUAUUAUUCACCACUGUAACUAUAUCCCUUGUUUUAUAGGCUCCGUUGGUACGAACAGAGUCACUUCUAGAAUGUAAAUGUUUUAUGACGGAUGGCUACUUUUGGUUAUAUUGGAGUGAGAUGGAUUGCUCUGCUCUAUCUUGGGUUUAUGGUGCUUUUGGCGGUAUUGUCUUUCUAUUUAUUCUCGUGUCCAACGCCUCUGGUGACACGAUGAUUUCGGUUCGUUAAAAGGUUCCUAUACAAGUAUCAUAGUGGAGUUGGGGGCAAAUUGGGAU
Messenger RNA from Tuber melanosporum (Perigord truffle), 2103 nucleotides. RefSeq lists its product as uncharacterized. The record is from RefSeq and is a predicted model, not a curated record. Gene Ontology annotation, molecular function: aspartic-type endopeptidase activity. Lineage: Eukaryota; Fungi; Ascomycota; Pezizomycetes; Pezizales; Tuberaceae. The transcript is spliced from 5 exons. Bases 365 to 1867 code for a protein of 500 amino acids. Gene Ontology annotation, biological process: proteolysis.